Messenger RNA from Phyllopteryx taeniolatus (common seadragon), 2493 nucleotides. It is a transcript of the gene sqor, whose product is annotated as sulfide quinone oxidoreductase. Gene Ontology annotation, molecular function: sulfide:quinone oxidoreductase activity; FAD binding. The record is from RefSeq and is a predicted model, not a curated record. Bases 161 to 1462 code for a protein of 433 amino acids. The transcript is spliced from 10 exons. NCBI's taxonomy places the organism in Eukaryota, Metazoa, Chordata, Actinopteri, Syngnathiformes, Syngnathidae. Gene Ontology annotation, cellular component: mitochondrion.
AGCUUGAGUGGGCGUGACCUUGGUGCCUGUCAGUCGGAGGAAGUGUGUUGAAAGUUCAUUUUGGAACACUCUUCGUGUCUAGCUCGACUGGGUAGCCCCUAAAUACAUCUUUUCCACUAAUCGAACUUAGCAAAACACGGGAUCUAUCGUAUCAGUCAAGAUGCCUGCCUUGUGUCGCUCUGUGGGCUUUUGUGCUUCUCAUCUACACACAAGCAGUCGUGCCUCUGCCAAGCAGCAUUACAAAAUGCUCGUGCUCGGAGGAGGAAGUGGUGGAAUUGCAAUGGGUGCACGCAUGAAAAGAAUGCUGGGAGCUGAGAAUGUGGCUGUCGUGGAGCCCAGUCAGAUUCACUACUAUCAGCCUCUCUGGACUCUGGUUGGUGCCGGUGCUAAAACUCUUGCUUCAUCAGGAAGGCCCACAUCAAGUGUUAUGCCAUCAGGCGUCAAGCUGGUGAAAUCUAAAGUUCAGGAAAUAAACCCAGACACAAACACUGUCCGCACUGAUGACGGGACUGAUAUCUCGUAUGAGUAUCUGAUCGUGGCUCUCGGUUUGCAGCUCCAUUUUGAGAAGAUCAAAGGUCUUCCUGAGGGAUUUGAACACCCAAAGAUUGGAUCCAACUAUUCUGUUGAAACUGUGGACAAAACUUGGACCGCACUACAGAACUUCCAAGAGGGUAACGCUGUGUUCUCCUUCCCAAACACUCCAGUUAAAUGUGCUGGAGCGCCACAAAAGAUAAUGUACCUCACGGAUGCGUUCCUCAGAAAGACAGGAAAGAGGGAAAAGGCCAAUAUCAUUUACAACACAUCACUUCCUGUGCUGUUUGGGGUGAAGAAAUAUGCAGACUCACUUUGGGACAUUGUGAAGCAACGUAACCUCAAAGUGAACCUGAGGCAGAACCUGAUUGAAGUACGGGCGGACGAGCAAAAAGCUGUGUUUGAAAAUCUUGAUAAACCGGGCGAGAUCACAGUCUUUGAGUAUGAUAUGCUUCAUGUCACGCCACCCAUGGGACCCAACUCCGUGAUUAAAGGCAGCCCACUGGCUGAUGAGGCUGGCUGGUUGGAUGUCGAUAAAGAGAACCUUCAACACAAGAGGUACCCGAAUGUGUUUGGGAUUGGAGACUGUACAAACUUGCCUACUUCAAGAACAGCUGCUGCUGUUGCUGCACAGUCGGCUGUCCUGAACAGAACCAUCAAAAAGAUAUUGAAAAAUGAGAAACCAGAUAAAAAGUACGAUGGCUACACGUCAUGUCCAUUGGUUACAAGCUACAACACAGUUGUUCUGGCAGAGUUUGACUACAACGGUCAACCCCUGGAAACGUUCCCCAUCAACCAAGCCAAAGAAAGGAGACUCAUGUACCACAUGAAAGCUGAUGUGAUGCCGCACCUCUACUGGCAUGGGCUCCUGAAGGGCUUAUGGGGCGGACCAGAACCAUACAGGAAACUUCUUCAUCUUGGAAUGAAAUGAGUCCUCACUAUCAGUGUGCAUAUUGAAAAAAAAAAACUCUUUUUCCUUAACAGACUAUAAGUAAGACUGAGCUUUUAUAUUACCAAAUAAUACAAUGGCAUUGCUUAUUUUUAUUCAGAUUCUCUCAAAGAGAGAAUAUUGUGCUGCUUCGUUCCUGACUGAAACAAUAUGUACCAAGAAACUCGAUUUUCUUUUCCGCAUCUUUAUGCUUCAUAAUGAUUCAUUAUCAUUUUCAGUUGAUAUUACUUGACUACAUUACACAACCAGCUCUUAGUCCGGGCCUUUAGUCUGAAAUUGGCUGUGGGACAAUGGAUUUUACAGUUUAAACUAUAAUGCUAUGAUUUGUUUCGAGUUGUGUAAUUGUAGUUGAGCAUUGGUCAAAUUUACUGAAUAGCAGUUGGUCUUCCUUGGGUAUAGCGAUGUGUUUCUGACCUGAACUAUGAAUGUGAAUGAAAACUGACUGAAAGUCUAUCACUGUUUCUAAUCUGCACUGGAAUAGUGGCAGAAAUUGGCAUGUGCGAAGUGUGCGACGGGCAAUUGGACUGGCUUUGAGCAGUGGCAAUGGCAAUGAGUCUUUCAAAUCUACAUACAGAUACAGUAUUUUGGCCCACUCUUCCUUGCUGAACUGUUUUAAUUCAACAACAAUGAAGGGUUUUCGAGCAGGAAUGGCCUUUUUAAGGUCAUGUCACUGUAUUUGAAUCAGUUUCAAGUCGGUGCUUUGACUUUGCCACUCCAAAACCUUCAUUUUGUUUUCUAUAAGCCAUUCAGAAGUUGAUUUGCUGGUGUGUUUUGGAUCGUUAUCGUGCUGCAGAACCCAAAGUCCGCUUCAGCUUGAGGUCACAAACCGAUGGCUGCAUAUUCUCCUUCAGGAUAUUCUGUUAAACAACAGAAUUCAUGGUUCCAUCAAUCACAGCAAGUUUUCCGCUCAACUUUCAUCUGUCAGUCCAUAGAAUAUUCUCUCUAAAGUGUUGGGAAUCAUUCAGAUUUUUUUUUUUUUUUUUUUUUUGCUAACGUAAGAUGAGCCUUUGUUA